Molecule: messenger RNA, 224 nt
Organism: Symbiodinium sp. CCMP2592
Lineage: Eukaryota; Dinophyceae; Suessiales; Symbiodiniaceae
Source: the annotation of a GenBank genome assembly
GUCAUCUUCGACCAGGAGAUCGAUCAGAAGAAGGGCAAGCCGUGCGCCAAAAACGUGCAGAUCGAAGGCGGUGGCGGAGGCGGAGGUGGUCCAGGUCGCGGGGGAGGCGGCUACGGAGGCGGCGGCGGAGGCCCAGGCCCGGGACGAUCUCAAGGAACCGUCAGCAAUUGGGAUGGCGAGAAAGGUUUUGGCUUCAUCAAGCCAGACAGCGGGGACAAAGAUCU